Pyrenophora tritici-repentis Pt-1C-BFP is the source of this 2469-nucleotide messenger RNA. RefSeq names its product DUF3405 domain containing protein. Lineage: Eukaryota; Fungi; Ascomycota; Dothideomycetes; Pleosporales; Pleosporaceae. The record is from RefSeq and is a predicted model, not a curated record.
AUGCUCGGCUUCCGCCCCCUGUCCGUGGGCAAGCGGAAAACCCAGUCGUAUAACCAGGCUCCGAACCACGACGGCGAUGUGGACGGCGGCGAUUUGAACGAGAAGGGAUAUGCCAGCGAUGACUAUGAAGCCUAUAUGUCAUCCGGGACAUCGAGUCCCUUGUCCUCCCGCCAAUCGUCAGGCGCAUACGAUCAGAACCCCAACAAUAUCGAAUCGAGACCGCUCCGACCGUCGACCAAAUCCCAUCGAAGAAACCCUUCGAAACCGACCGUGAGUGCAUACAGCUACAGGAAUCCGCGGGCAUGCACUAGAUACUUUGGGUUGGCUGUGGCGAGUACACUGCUUUUCUUCAUGUAUUUCCUGUUCAGCAGCAGUUGGGAGUCUAUACGGAAUGCAGAGCUUGGGCUGAACAAGCCACCGCCACCCCCGAACGUCUGGGAAAGCUUUCCCUUUUUGAAGCGAUACCAUGGUGGCAUACGGACCUUGGUUAGCCGGGAAAAGAACGUACCUGAGUAUCCGACCAAGCAGGAUAUCGACCCCGAGCUACCAGCCGAACAACAAAAGGAGGGCACGAAAGAGCAAAGAUCACAAGGCUCACAUAUUGCCGAUUCAAUAGAAUUCGACCCGUAUCCGGAAUACAGCAGUGAGAGUUAUGUGGCCAAGUACGGGCCUGUGGAGACGUGCUACCUGGAUGCGAACGAUACCAUCAAGAUUCCUGGCCUACGAGCAUACAAGGGCGUCCCGGAAGGCUUGCCAGAUAAUGUCAUUGGAAGCUACGAGACCUUGGGCUUGAGAAACGACAUUUGCUUUGAGCGCUUCGGUCGAUUGGGCCCAUACGGUUUGGGCUACAGUAAGAGACGGGGUGGUACUGGCGCAGGCAUGGAAGGAGAUCGCGAGGGCAUCGAAGACGUCUGGAAGACGACCCCAGAGGUCGACUUUCGCGAUAUCAACUGGACAGAGGCUUCUCAGCGUUGUUUGCAAAAGAACAAAGGGCGCUUCCAAAAGCAACGCAAGAAGCAGGCAAACUCGUUCCAGAUGCAGAAGCGCGAUGCGGACAUCGCUAGCACGGCACCUGUCAACACCGCAACUCCCGAGAAGUCAAACGCAGUGCACAAGACGCUUCUCCCCCGGACUGCAGUACUCCUCCGAACAUGGUGGGACUACCAGUACGAUGACGAAGAUCUCAUGUACCUCCGCGCUCUCAUCUCCGAGCUGACCCUUGCAUCGGGUGGCGAGUACGAAGUGCACUUCCUCAUCCACGUCAAGGACGACAACAAGCAGAUUUGGGCCGACGAGAAGGUUUACGCGGAAGUCCUUAAGAAUGCUUUGCCCGCCGAAUUUGCAGGUAUGGGUACGCUAUGGUCUGAACGUCAGAUGAGCCUGAUCUAUGGUGGCCUUGAAGAGUCCAACUACCGCGGUCUGCCCGUUCACGGUGCUUACCGUUCUACUUUCAUGCCUGUCACUUACUUUGCGCACCAACAUCCCGAGUUUGACUUCUUCUGGCACUGGGAGAUGGACGUCCGAUAUACUGGACAUUUCUAUCAUCUCUUUGAACAAGUCUCCAAAUGGACCACUGCUCAACCGCGUAAAGGACUCUGGGAGCGUAACGCACGCUUCUACGUACCGUCAGUGCACGAAACAUGGGAAGACUUCAAGCACACGGUGCGUGUUCAGACUGAGCACGGCACGAACAAUCAAGCCAACAGAUGGUCCUCGCAUCUUCCCCCAAACCCGCACGUUCCGGUACCGGAGAUGCAAAAGCCAGAGAAGCCCAUCUGGGGCCCAGAACUUCCACAAGACUACCCAGACAUCGAGAUUGACGAAGCUGUGAAGCCCAACACUACCAUACUUGAAGACAAGUACGAGUGGGGCGUCGGCGAACCGGCCGAUCUGAUCGUCUUCAACCCUCUAUUCGACCCAGACCACACAAACUGGAUCCUGGCGGACGAUGUCACAGGCUACGACAAGAAGAACGGGCUCCCACCACGGCGAACCGCAAUCAACACCUCAGGCCGGCUAUCAAGGCGACUCCUCGAGACUAUGCACCGCGAACAAUACCGCUUCCGCCACACCAUGUUUAGUGAAAUGUGGCCGGCAUCAUGCGCCUUGCACCAUGGCCUCAAGGCUGUCUACGCACCCCACCCCGUCUUCGUCGACCGCAAGUGGCCCACACAGUACCUCGCUGCUAUCUUCAACAACGGACGGAAUGGCGCUUCGGGCGGUGCGCGUAUGUCUGUUUUCUCAGAUGAAAGACAACAUAACUUCCUUGGCACGACUUGGUACUACCAUGCUGGGUUUGCACCUAACUUGUGGAAGCGCUGGCUCGGGUACAAGGUCGAUAACGACGGCGGUGAGGAGGAAGAGCUUUCGCACGAGGGGCGUAUGUGUUUGCCUGGUGUGCUGUUGCAUCCUGUUAAGCAGGUUGACUUAAUACAGGAGCGUGUUGAGGAGACCAAAAAGGAGGAGUAA